This is a messenger RNA of Diabrotica virgifera virgifera (western corn rootworm), 1945 nucleotides long. It is a transcript of the gene cert, whose product is annotated as ceramide transfer protein. Gene Ontology annotation, molecular function: phosphatidylinositol-4-phosphate binding. The transcript has 9 exons. Gene Ontology annotation, cellular component: Golgi apparatus. NCBI's taxonomy places the organism in Eukaryota, Metazoa, Arthropoda, Insecta, Coleoptera, Chrysomelidae. Gene Ontology annotation, biological process: ER to Golgi ceramide transport. The coding region runs from base 203 to 1873 and encodes 556 amino acids. The record is from RefSeq and is a predicted model, not a curated record.
CUAACGUCACCCGCAUGUCACAAAUUCACAAAUGUCAACUUUGGAAAAUUGUGAUAAACAAUUUGGAAGUGUAACUUUAAUUACUACACAGUUGAUUUUAUUUCGACGAUUACAGUAAAUACCGCGAUGUGCUAAACAUACGAGAUGUCAAUGCCUACGCAUUUGGUCAAUACAAAUAAACCACCGAAAAAUCUAAAUUAGAAUGGCCGAGGGUCACAGCAGUGACGAUUCUGAUCUGGAAAACCUAAAUGAGUUUGCUGGGGUGUUGAGUAAAUGGACGAAUUAUAUACAUGGCUGGCAAGACAGAUACAUCGUAUUAAAAAACGGAGCAUUAUCAUAUUACAAGAGUGAACAGGAAUGCGAUUAUGGAUGUAGAGGAGCCCUGUCACUUGCAAAGGCUGUUAUAAAGCCCCAUGAAUUUGAUGAGUGCAGAUUUGAUGUUUCAGUCAAUGAUUGUGUCUGGUAUCUCAGGGCGAUCUCCGUAGAGAGCAAGCAGAGUUGGGUUGAUGCUUUAGAAUCAUUUAAGGUUGAAUCAGGAUAUGGUACUGGUUCUGAAAAUAGUUUAAAACGUCAUGGAUCGACAGUCAGUCUACAGUCCAACACAUACAGUACAGCUUCUGGUAGCAGUUUUAAGAGGUCAUCCAGAAACAUCAAGGAGAAAUUAGCAGAGAUCGGUACAUUCAAGGAUAUUUUAUGCAGACAGAUCGAUACUUUGCAAGGAUACUUUGAUCAUUGCGUGGACCAGAAUGCGACAAACGGACUACCAGAAAAAGAAAACUUUCCGGUGGUGGAUUUUAAAGGAGAGGCAAUAACUUUUAAGUCGACCACAACAGCUGUGAUAGAAACGUUGGAACAUUGUUCAGAUUUGAUGUCUCAACGAGAAGAGUCGUGGCGCAAACGCCUCGAUAAAGAAAUUGAAAAACGUAAGAGGGCCGAGACGCUGUCCCAAUCCUAUUUUACACAGAUCCAGAAGAUUAGGAACGUUCAUCCCGGACCAGAUUUGGAGGAGGGGCCUCAUAGCGUCCUGGCAGAUGAUGAAUUUUACGAUGCGCUAGAAUCGGGACUAGAUAAAAUGGAGGAAGAGCAGGAAUUGCGGGACAGAUUAAAAACUGGUCCAGUGGUACCUGUAACUCCUCCUCCUACCUCACCAGCCUGUCAACAUCGGUUAUGGCCACAGAUUGAAAAUGUUGUGAAGUCCCAAGUGAAUAUGGCUAAAAUGGGAAUAGGAGAAUGCGGUGCUGGGUGGCAACUCUUCGCAGAAGAUGGUGAAAUGAAAAUGUACAGAAGAGAAGAAGAAGUAGACGGCAUGGUAUGUGAUCCACUUAAGGCUGUUCAUGUAGUUAAAGGAAUUUCUGGUCAUGAAGUUUGUCACUAUUUCUUUAAUCCUCAAUACAGAUAUGAUUGGGAAUCCACUUUAGAGCACAUGACAGUACUAGAGACCAUAUCGGAAGACACAUUAGUGUUCUUACAGACUCACAAAAGGAUAUGGCCAGCUAGUCAACGAGAAGGUUUAUUUUGGUCGCACAUAAGGAAGUUACCCAACGAGAAAGAUAGAGAUGGUCCCGAUAUUUGGACGGUUGUCAACAAUUCUACAGAGUAUUCAGAGCACCCUGCAAAUAACGGUAAAUGUGUAAGGAUCUUCUUAACAGUAUGCCUACUGUGUCAGACGACAGUGGAUCCUCCAAAAGAUGGUACAACUUUAACAAGAGAUAACUUAUCUUGUAAAAUAACGUACUGUUCUGUAGUUAAUCCUGGUGGUUGGGCUCCAGCUUCCGUAUUGAGGGCGGUGUACAAAAGGGAAUAUCCAAAGUUUUUAAAACGCUUUACAGCUUAUGUUAAAAAUCAAACGAAAAAUAAACCUAUUAUGUUUUAAUUAUGUCAGGGUCUAUUUUACUACACAUCUUUGUUUAUUGUAUAAUUAUUAAUUAUUAAAUAUUUAAAUUUC